This is a messenger RNA of Fundulus heteroclitus (mummichog), 3509 nucleotides long. RefSeq lists its product as uncharacterized. Bases 46 to 3471 code for a protein of 1141 amino acids. Gene Ontology annotation, biological process: binding of sperm to zona pellucida; prevention of polyspermy. Gene Ontology annotation, molecular function: structural constituent of egg coat; acrosin binding. Gene Ontology annotation, cellular component: egg coat. NCBI's taxonomy places the organism in Eukaryota, Metazoa, Chordata, Actinopteri, Cyprinodontiformes, Fundulidae. The record is from RefSeq and is a predicted model, not a curated record. The transcript has 13 exons.
CUGUCCCAGUGUUUUUGGUGCGAAGAGGAAAACCCCGUAUUGGCAAUGCAUUUGAAACUAAAAGCAUACUGCUUCGGUGUUCCGCUUUUUUACACCAUAUUGACCAUAAGUUUAUCUUCAUUAGGCUGGUGUGACCCCACAGCUCACUCCCCCCAACCAACCUCCCAUUCUGCUCCUUCUAAUGUCCGGAGCAGCGUUAUAGCGACGGCGACAGUCCCCGCCGACCCCUUCACAAGUGCGCACAGACGCCGGUCACGCUUCAGCGGCGCAUGGCCCGGAAACCUUGGAAAGGGCGACCUGACAACGACGAAGUUCUUCGGAACCGGGUCUGAGCAGGUGAUGGGACCCAGAGUGGCGUCUUCAUCAGGUGUAACACCCCGCUACAAACGGAGUCAAUCGGAGAGAGAGAGGCCGUCUACUUCGCUCAAGCCUCCGGGUGAGAACUGCAGCAGAGGAACCAUCAGACUCGUAGUCCCCGGGAAGUUUUAUGUCACCGGUCAGCUGGAAGCAAAACACCGACAUGGAGGCUAUCUGUCAGAUUCUGCUGCUACAGACCAGACUCUGGAAAGCCAGGCGAGCAGCGUUGGUCAGCAUGAUGGCAGCUCUGAGGAGAGCUGGCAGAAGCUGGAGCCUUUGGUGGAGUGUGGCGAUGAUGCCAUGACCUUGACUGUCAGGAGGAAAAGAGCCAUACAGUUACUAAUGCACCAAGUGAAUGGCUCAUCAAUGCCCCUGGUCCAACUACCUCAACAGUGUGGUUACUCGGUUCAAGGCUCAUUGAAAUACCUCAUUCUGAUGGCUCGGUACGAUGCCUGUCAUGUCAUUCAAGAGGAUGAUGGCUAUGUGUUACCUCUGCUGUGGAGGGGGACUGCUGUCAAGGUUUCAUGCCCGGUCUCUCAGCUCAAUCCUCCAGAUGAGGGGCCAUCUGCCCUCUGCUGUUCCCCAAACGGGAUGACGGUUAAGCUGCGAGGACUGACUGCGAUGACGAACCCACAUAUAAAUGUGAGGGAAGAAUGGACUCCUUUGGAGCUGUUGGCUGAACAAUGUGGUUACACUUGGGACAGACAAGGUGCAGAGACGGUCAUCACUAUCCCAUUCGUUACUUGUGGUACAAUGGUAAAGGAUGGACAAAAAAUGCUUCUGUUUAAAAUGGGAAAGGAGAUCUUCAUGUUGGCUUGUCCUAACCCUGCUGUUGAAGUACUCCCAGCCACCCAUGACCUACUGGCUGACGGUCCUCCUGAUUUCACCAGAAAGCAGACAAAACCAAAGCUUCAAUCCCCGGGGCCUUUAUUGUUUAUACCACCUUUCUACUUGGCUCCACCUUACUAUCCUCACCCAACACAUCACUACAGUAAUUCUCAAAAUAAAGAACAGGACUCAUACAACCCUCCUACUCCUCACUCUUUGGCUCCCCAGGCAGACCUUCGUUCUCAGCUAAACACUAAAGACCAUUACUACCAACAUCUUUUUCUUAAAGAUGCGUAUGAACUCUUCAUGACCCAAAAGCCUCUUUCAUCUGAAGAUCAGUUGGACAGUUCAGGGUCAAUAAAUCAAAAACCAAAUCAAGUAACUCCUCCCUUAGAUCUCCCAAAGAGCAGGAUCACUCCUACAGACCAGCCAGUUCAGAUUAAAGCUCCUCAUUUCCAGCAUCCAAGCCACGAUUUUAGCUCGUAUUACCAUUACUACCAUCACCCUAAAAUCCCUCUUCCUGGCACACCUCAGAGCCCAGGUCCAAGUGUUCCUGGAUCACAAACAUCUCCUGAUUCUCAUAACCAUCGACUUCCAUCCAUUCUGCCUGACAUCCAGCCGUCUGGUCUCAAAGAAGGCACAAACCAGAUUUCUCUGCCUGCAACCACUCAAACAGGUUACAAAGUGACAUCGGUUCAUUCGCCUCACCUUCCUCAGCUUUUUCCGUACCAUGCUUACUACUACCCUCAUGUCACGAUGGAUAAGGCCAAAAGACGGGGGCUUUUCCAUUUAGACUGGGCUGCAAAACCAGCCUCAUCCUCUCCUCCACCUUUUUCAACUGUACCGUCAAAUCACGAAAAACAAAGUUUUAAUCCCCACAAAAAUGCACCUGAUGGAAAGGCUGACGUUCUGCCCAGUUUGAAGUCAAAGCUACAGGACGAAGACGGCGACAAAGGCUCUGCCUCUGUGACGCCUGCAGUUCAGUCUCCAGCCCCACAAAGACCAGAUCCUGUCAUUGUUCCUCCUGACAAACCCGUUUUCCCCACUCCAGGAUUUAUGUAUAAUGCAGAUCCCUACAAGUACUACUACCAUCCUUAUUUUAACUACUACCUAAAAUAUUAUGCUCCAGAAGCUUUACGUGGAGUACACAGCCAUCUGGGUCAAACUUCAUCACAGUCCUCUUCAGUUCAACCUUCCCACUUCAAAUAUCAAACCAGCUCUCCUCCCUCUGAGCCAGCGUAUGGCAUUUAUAAUGGACUGAUGUUCCCCUACUAUUAUUAUUUGCCUCAGCUGUUCAGAUACUACCAUGAGCUAAACCGUCAAGGCAGUAAAGACUCGGAUAAAGACCCUACAUCUCUGCUUUCCUCAAACAUGGAUUACAGUGACUCACAGAGGUCUCCUCGUGCUUCUGAGGGGCAUCAAUCCAAGGCCCCUCAAUCACUGUCCAACACCUUUAAUCGGGCUCGCGCCAACUAUAUUGCUUGGCAGCGCAGUGGACAUGGGGCUAAGGAGAAACUGGAUGCUUACACGAGAGAGGCCCCACCUGCUCCUUCCUCUGAGGACAGGAAGGUUUCCUGCAUGCUGCAGAAGCUUUCCACAGAUCCAGACCUCUACAUUGUUCCCUUGGAUGACUGCCCUGUAAACAAACGUAUACCUGGUCAGAACAUGGUUCAUCAGCUGGAACUCCAAGGUAUCCUGUCAGCCAGAGACGGAGGUCAUUUCCCUGUGAGGUUGAUGGUAGGAUGCAGCUUCCCCUCAAAUUCACCAGGUGAAGUCAGGUUCCACAAGACUGAUCAGUCUCAUCUGCUCUCCACUGAGCCAAAGCCAUCUGUUCCUACUGUGGCAAUGAGAAUUGCAACAGAUGCGUCCUUUGCCAGAUUCUACCCUACAGCUCACCUGCCCAUUAGCCUCAUGCAGGGUAAACCUGUUCAUGUGGAGCUGAGACUGCUGGAACCCACAGAGUCCACCCUGGUGCUUCUGGUUCACUCCUGCCUGGCUUAUACUUUAACUCCAGAUGUCAACUGGAUGCUUGUUUAUGACAGAUGUAACAGCCAGAGUGUUUCGCAGCAGCUUCCUUCCCCAGACCCUCUGCACAUCUGGAGGCUUAAAGUUUCCAGCUUCCCUUCCCUGCCUCCAGCACGGCACACCUCCAUGGCUCAUGGAGUGCCGACUGUACCGGAGGAUCCAGAGGUUUACUUUUUAUGCCAUACAGAGCUGUGCUCAACUGUUUAUGGUGAGUGUGGCGUGAGCUGCAACAAAGAUCCCAACACUGAUGUGAAGCAAUGAAAUAAAGACUUUUACACAUCUGCAACUUGUUAUUUGUU